GCCAAUUGGCUAGUUUAGACGACGCGUCACUUCCGGUAAAGAAUAAUGGCGAUGUCCAUGAGCGUUCUGGCACAUUGACCACCAGCAGAAAUCAGAGGUUAGUUUUUAUCCACAUUCAGCGUGGAGCCGGUUUUAUGUGUUUGAAUGAAAACAACCACCACCGCUUCCUGCUGAUUUCCGAGGAGCUUUCAGAGACGUCAGCGGUCGGGUUAGCUUGUGUGGCUACAGCUAGCCGUUAGCUACGUGUUUACGCAAGAUCAUGGCCCUCCACAGACUGACUUUCAGGCUAAGGCCAAAGGUCAGGUCUCUUUACACCAGCGGAUGUUGGCAGCAGGAGGCUGCUGCUCCGCAGUCCGAACCUGAACCCCUCUCGGUCUGCAGAACACAGGAGACAGACCCGGCCGGUCACACAGAGAAACACAUCGGACAGUUCUACACGCUGCCGCCCUCUCACGUCCGCCCUCUGUUCCCUCAUGGCCUCCCCUACCGCUUUCAGCAACAGGCAAAAACGUUCAACGAAGCCUGCGUCAUGGUAAGGCAGCCGGCCCUGGAGGUCAUCUCGUACCUGAAAAGCACGGACUUCAGCAAACCUGCUCAGAGAUAUUUAUUCUACGGGUUAAAGGGUAGCGGCAAAACCAUGUCCCUCUGUCACACCGUCCACUUCUGCUACACACAGGGAUGGCUGGUGCUGCACGUUCCCGAUGCGCAUCUGUGGGUGAAGAACUGUAAGGAGCUGCUGCCGUCGUCUUAUAAAGACACUCGCUUUGAUCAGCCGCUACAGGCGGUGACGUGGCUACGCAACUUCAAAAUUACCAACGAGCCCUUUCUUUCCAAGAUAAAAACGAAGCAUCGCUACGUGUGGACGAAGCGGGAGUUCACCGAGGAGGGGAGUCUGCUCGGAGCGCUGGUGGAUCAGGGCAUUUCUCGAGUGAAGAGCAGCAGCGACGUGGCGGGGGCGCUGAUGAAGGAACUCAGGCUGCAAAGCGGGCAGCCAGACGCAGUCUUCCGAUUGGCCGUGGCUGUGGACGGCGUCAACGCUUUGUGGGGGAGGUCCACGAUCAAAAAGGAGGACAAGAGCGCUGUGGAUCCAGAGGAGCUGACUUUGGUUCAUAACCUGAAGAAGCUGAUGAAGAACGACUGGAGCGGAGGUGCCAUCGUCACCACCUUGUCUCAGACCGGCUCUCUCUACACACCAAAAUCUUUCUACUUGCCUCGGGAGCUGCUCGGAGAGACGGGGUUUGACAGCAUGGAUCCGUUCAUCCCAGUUUCGGUUCCUGACUACAGCGAGAAGGAGUUUGAGAGCUGUUACCUUUACUACAUGGACCGCAACUGGCUGCAGCAUCCGCAGAGUCGGCAAGAAGACGGGAAGAAGGAGCUCAUCUUUCUGAGCAACAGGAAUCCAUCUUUGUUUGAGAGACUUUGUGGUUUCUUAUAAAAAAACUUUUCUUCCCUAAAAUGCAGGAAACUUAUUGUACCACGAACGCGUAACCCUGUUUCACGUCUAAAGUGUGUAUCCAGCUGUAAACCUUGUGCUGUUUUGUUAAUAAAAUAUUAACAUGAA
This is a messenger RNA of Nothobranchius furzeri (turquoise killifish), 1561 nucleotides long. RefSeq names its product death associated protein 3 (gene dap3). Gene Ontology annotation, biological process: apoptotic process. Lineage: Eukaryota; Metazoa; Chordata; Actinopteri; Cyprinodontiformes; Nothobranchiidae. Gene Ontology annotation, molecular function: structural constituent of ribosome. Gene Ontology annotation, cellular component: mitochondrial ribosome; mitochondrial small ribosomal subunit. The record is from RefSeq and is a predicted model, not a curated record.